Messenger RNA from Stereum hirsutum FP-91666 SS1, 1933 nucleotides. RefSeq lists its product as uncharacterized. Bases 1 to 954 code for a protein of 317 amino acids. The transcript has a single exon. NCBI's taxonomy places the organism in Eukaryota, Fungi, Basidiomycota, Agaricomycetes, Russulales, Stereaceae. The record is from RefSeq and is a predicted model, not a curated record.
AUGGCUAUCCUCCUCUCGUCUGAGCCCAUCACAAUUACACCAUCACAAUCAGAACUCACAAACUCGCGUCUCACUCCACAACACCUCGAGACUGCUAUCCGCGCCUUGCAUCAAGACGGUCUCGUCGUUAUCGAGAAUAUCAUUCCCCAUGAUCUCAUCGACCACCUUAAUCCACGUAUGGUACAAGACGCCCUCGUCCUUCAAUCGCGCAAGGAGAACAGUCCAUACAACUACAAUCCGGGCAACAUCCAACAAGAUCCCCCUCCAUCCUCCGAGUUCUUCCACCCCGAGAUCUUCCUCAAUCCCAUCGUCAACCAAAUCACCUCCACUCAUCUCGGUCCUAACCCAAAGAUGACCUUCAUGUCUGCAAACACUGCACUUCCCGACCCUACACUAUCGUCUCAGCCCGUCCAUUCCGACGCCGAUUUCGCACACCCCACUCAUGCGUUCGCUGUCGUCGUGAAUGUCCCACUCACGACGAUGACGCCGGCUAACGGAUCGACGGAGAUCUGGCUGGGAACGCAUACAUCAGAGUUAUCUGGCCCUCAUGCUCAGGAAGGAGUACACGGGGAGCGUGCUUCCGGCCGCAUCAAGCACGAGUAUCUCGAUAGUCGAAGGACAGUACGCCCGCCGUCACAGCCAGUCGUGAAGAAGGGCAGCGCAAUUAUUCGGGAUCUGCGACUAUGGCACGCUGGGAAACCGAACACGGUGCUGGAUGGGAAAGGAAGCCCUCGGGUGAUGUUGGCGAUGAUACACUUUGCGCCUUGGUAUCGUAACGGGAUGGUUCCGGAGAUGGGAGAGGAUGCGAGAGAGAAGAUAGAGGGCGUAAGGGAAAAGUUGAAGGAGGUCGGAGGCUUAGAGGUGCCGAUGGAGUAUAAGGCGACUGAGGAAGUCUUGCAGACGUAUAUGACUAGACCGUUCGGUAAUGCGUAUGACUUCGGACAGGCAGACUGAGGGAAGUGCUGGAAGCUUAUAGAAUGAGUGUCAUUUGAGGCUUCCGUGAAUAUGAUGUGAAUGGGGAAGUAUGGCUUGAAUCGUACAGGGUAAACGACUCGUACUCCACUAUAGUAAUACAUAGGCGCCAGCUGACGAGAUGAGAAUCGAGAUGACAAUAAAAAUCAUAAAAAUGGCCAAAUACAGUGUCAAGCGUCUCAGAUGAUAUGCUGAACCAUUGGUGCUGACGGUUCGAGCUCUGGAGUCGGGUUAUGAGCCGGCUUUCGACCCAUCCUCUUGUUAUUCCUCCUCCAUUUCUCGAUACUCUUGUACCAUUCGUUAUACCUCUCCUCGACAUUAUCCAUCUCCCCGGGAUCGUUUUGGAUGUUAACCGCGGGCUGCUCUGGGAAUCCCUUCCAGUCCUCGCGCUCAAAGCACCCUCGAAACACGUCAACAUGGGUUAUGGCCAACGUCCGGGAGAAUUUCUUCUCAAAAGCGGUAGCGGCCUUCUCAGACGGCUUCAACUUCUUCAUAAACUUGCCGAACGCCUUAUCCGACUCCUCGAGCUUUAGCGCCUGAUGGCCCUUACCCACCAACUCAUGCAUCCCUUCGUUCUUCAGCAUACUCUGUCUCGUCCUUUCCGUCCAGAGCCAUGGAGUCUUCUUCCUCAAUUCGCGAUGGCACAAGAAAGCAGGAGCCCAGGGUUGUUCUGACGCCCAGUCGGGGCCAAACUCCGGCAACGCGUAUGGACCGGUGUCAGUGACUAAGGCCAUGUUGAAUGUGUACAUCGCGCAGUCUAGUACGACUUCUUCAUCGGCUGCCGUUAAAAAGUAAAGCCAAUAAUGAUCAUCGGGAUCCUGUCCUGGCGUCAUAGUUCGCUCCUUCAGGUUGAAGUAACCGAGCUUGUCUUGGAACGUCACGCGCGAUGUACCCGCACAUAUCCCGAAAUCAACGAUUGGGGAAGUGCGGUAGCGAAGACGAAGUCGAGUCCCUGCGGGGG